This is a messenger RNA of Necator americanus (New World hookworm), 2322 nucleotides long. RefSeq lists its product as uncharacterized. The transcript is spliced from 22 exons. Lineage: Eukaryota; Metazoa; Nematoda; Chromadorea; Rhabditida; Ancylostomatidae. Gene Ontology annotation, biological process: formation of translation preinitiation complex; protein O-linked glycosylation; translation reinitiation. Bases 1 to 2322 code for a protein of 773 amino acids. The record is from RefSeq and is a predicted model, not a curated record. Gene Ontology annotation, cellular component: Golgi apparatus. Gene Ontology annotation, molecular function: translation initiation factor activity; mRNA binding; polypeptide N-acetylgalactosaminyltransferase activity.
AUGAAAGCUACGCGUCUGUCGCUGCACAUACUCUUUCUUAGCUUAACGUACACUACUCCGCUUCGACAUGUCCCAAUCGAAGAUGCAUUGCCCCCAUUCGGGAUCGAAAUUGUAGUAACAAAUAAUCGUAUGCUCUCAUUCUUCUGUGGCGCUGUUUACUUCUAUCGGAUAAAUGGUGGAUAUAUAUCUCGAGGUACAAGCUUGGCUCGAAGGACGGAGUGGGGUUAUAGAGCACAACAUCUAGAUCCUAAUGCGCCUGGAGAAAAUGGUGCUGGUGUGGUUCUUCGGGAAGAGGACAAGGAGCAAGUCGAGAAAGACAUGAAAACUUGGUUCAUGAACGUAAAAGCUAGCGAUAUGAUCUCACUGGAUAGAAGCCUUCCAGAAACUCGUAGAAAGGAAUGCUUAGACAUCAAAUAUGAUCUGGAAAAUCUCCCCCAGGCAUCGGUAAUAAUAAUCUUCACAGAUGAGGCUUGGACUCCCCUGAUGAGAACUGUGCAUUCCGUUGUGAAUCGGAGCCCUCCACAGUUGCUUAAGGAAGUAAUUUUAUUGGAUGACAACAGCCAGAGAGCUGAGUUAAAGGACCAUCUCGAUGAGUAUGUUCUUCGGUUCAACGGUCUGGUCCGUGUUAUAAGAAAAAACAUCAGACAUGGCCUUAUAAGAGCGAAAUUGGCAGGCGCACGGGAAGCUAUCGGAGAUGUAGUCGUAUUCCUGGACUCUCAUUGUGAGGCAAAUGAGGGAUGGUUGGAACCGUUGGUGCAGCGAAUUAGUGAGAAGCGUAGCGCUAUUAUCUGCCCAAUCAUCGAUCACAUUUCUGCUGAGACUAUGCAAUACCAUGGCGACCCUUAUUCAACGUCAGUUGGGGGGUUUUCCUGGGCCCUCCAUUUUACAUGGGAAGGCUUGCCGGAAAGUGAGAAAAAGCGGCGAAAAAGUCCAACGGAAUACAUAAGGUCUCCUACUAUGGCUGGAGGCCUCCUCGCUGCUAAUCGUGAGUAUUUCUUUGAAGUCGGUGGGUAUGAUGAAGAGAUGGACAUCUGGGGAGGUGAAAACUUGGAGAUUUCUUUCAGAGUGUGGAUGUGCGGUGGUUCUAUAGAAUUUAUUCCGUGCUCCCAUGUUGGUCAUAUAUUCCGUGCUGGGCACCCGUAUAACAUGACAGGUCGCGGGGGCAAUAAAGACGUACAUGGUACAAACUCGAAAAGGUUAGCUGAGGUAUGGAUGGACGAGUAUAAACGACUUUAUUACCUUCACAGACAUGAUCUGAUGGACACCGAUGUUGGCGACUUGUCGUCACGUAGGGAGUUGAGGAAGCGUUUAGGAUGCAAAUCGUUCAAAUGGUUCUUGGAAAAUAUUAUACCAGGAAAGUUCGUUCCUGAUGAAGAUGUGCAAGCAUACGGAGUGUUAUUUACCACCGUCAACGACUUUCGAAUGUGCACGGAUACAUUGCAGCGAGACGAACAUUCAUCACAUACGCUGGGUGUUUAUCCUUGUCAAGGAAAAGGCAGCCCACCUCAGCUGAUGUCCCUUUCGAAAGCUGGCCAUUUGCGUAGAGAAACCAACUGUGCCGAAGUACGAAUUUCGGAAAAUCUUCGCCGAGGCGUUGUCCACAUGUCUCGUUGCCAUGCUGGAAGUCCUGCAUGGCUCUAUGAGAAUUCCAUGCUAAAGAACAAGGACUCUGGAUUAUGUCUGUCCACAGCAGGUUUGAAAGCCAGCGACGAUGCAACAGUAGAGAUUUGCGACAGCAGCAACCCACACCAAUUAUGGAAAUUUGUUGAUCCCAAAGUAAUGAACGAAACUAGUGAUGUCGUGAUAAUGACACUCGCUCCGGGACCACUCCCAGAUGCUCAGUAUCCAUUGAAGGUGACGUACUGUGGAGAAUGUUCCAUGCCAGUAGAAUAUUGCGAUUAUUCUGGAAUGACUGAUAAGUGCCGAAAAUGGGCCGAAGAGAAUGCUCCGGAAGCUUUGGAAGGUCUUGAAAUUUCACCAGAUGCAGAAAGUGAAGAGAAAAAACAUCAGAAACGUGGAGGCAAAGGGAUCAACAAGGGCGAAAAAAAGAAAGCAGCCACUGCGACCAAGAUUACGCUUCAAAGAGAGCCGCGUGGAAAGAAAAGUGUUACAGUGAUCAAGGGGUUAGCAGGUUUCGAGAUCGAUUUAAAACAGGCGUCGAAACUGUUCGCGCAGAAAUUCGCGUGUGGCAGUUCUGUAACGGGUGCUGAUGAGAUAGUAAUACAAGGGGAUGUAAAGGAUGAUCUUUUGGAUGUGAUACCAGCGAAAUGGCCACAGGUGUCCGAGGAUAUGAUUGAUGACCUAGGCGAUAAGAAGCGGUAG